CCUAAAUUUAUAGCUCCUCAAUACUUGUCCAUUGUUUCUUCUCCUUAUUCUGUCCAGCGGCGCGUUUGAUCGAUUGUUGUCAGAUUGGUGACCCCUGGGCAGGAUCAGGAUGUCUGCCUCUCCAGAGAUGACCAGUAGCCUGUUCUACAUCACCCUGGCCCCCCUGCGGUCGGCAGUCCCUGGGUCUGUACCCGAGGCUGGAGGUGGAGGUCUGGUGAUGACCACCAUGGAGCCCAACGUGACCUCCUGUGAGGAGUGGGAGGAGGCCCACCACCUGCUCUUCCACCUGGGGAACCUGUCUCUCCUCCUGGGCCUGGUCAUCCCCACCACCCUGACCCUGCACAUGAUCCUGCUGCGCCUCAUGCUGAUGACAGGAAGCUGUCUGUUCAUCACCUGGGCUACGCUGUACCGGUGUAACCUGGAUGUCAUGGUGUGGAACGUGGUCUUCCUGCUGGUGAACUUCAUGCACUUCUUCUACCUGGUUUACAAAUGCAGACCUAUUAAGAUUGACAGGGAGCUGAAGUCAGUGUACAAGCGGAUGUUUGAACCCCUCCACGUGCGCGAGGCCCUGUUCCAGAGACUGACGGGUCAAUUCUGCACCAUCCAGAGCCUGAAGAAGGGACAGGUGUACGCAGCCGAGGACAAGACCUCCGUGGAUGAGCGCCUCAGUAUCCUCCUUAAAGGAAAAAUGAAGGUGUCAUAUCGAGGUCAUUUCCUCCAUAACAUCUACACGAACGCCUUCAUCGACUCCCCUGAGUUCAGAUCAACCCAGAUGAACAGAGGAGAAAAAUUCCAGGUGACCAUCAUGGCGGAGGAGAACUGUAAAUUCCUGUGUUGGUCCAGAGAGAGACUCACCUACUUCCUGGAGUCUGACUCCUUCCUUAACGAGGUGUUCAGGUACCUCAUUGGCAAAGACAUCACCAACAAGCUGUACUCGCUCAAUGACCCCACUCUCAGUGACAAGGCAGCAAAGAAGAUGGAGCGUCAGCCCAGCCUCUGCUCCCAGCUCUCUAUGAUGCAGAUGAGGAACAGCAUGGGCAGCACCAGUGACACCGACGACAUCCUGAACCAGAUCCACCGUGGAGGCUCCAGUGGCUCCUCACAUCAAAAAUAUCCUGCCUCCAAGACAUCCAAAACGAUGAAGCCCAUUGAAGAAACGAUGGAAGACGACGUCUUUAUAGAGUCUGAGCCAGACUCUCCUGUUAAGAAACGCCACACCCACUCAACAGCCAUAGAGGAGGUGUAACGAGAUGUGACAUUAACCUACAACAACAGUGCUGACCACCCACCUAUCUGUAACCUGAU
Coregonus clupeaformis (lake whitefish) is the source of this 1305-nucleotide messenger RNA. RefSeq names its product blood vessel epicardial substance (gene popdc1). The transcript is spliced from 8 exons. Gene Ontology annotation, molecular function: cAMP binding. Lineage: Eukaryota; Metazoa; Chordata; Actinopteri; Salmoniformes; Salmonidae. Gene Ontology annotation, cellular component: sarcolemma. The record is from RefSeq and is a predicted model, not a curated record. Bases 110 to 1246 code for a protein of 378 amino acids.